Molecule: messenger RNA, 1043 nt
Organism: Ipomoea nil (Japanese morning glory)
Lineage: Eukaryota; Viridiplantae; Streptophyta; Magnoliopsida; Solanales; Convolvulaceae
Product: proteasome subunit alpha type-5
Exons: 9
Coding region: 98-811 (237 amino acids)
Biological process (GO): proteasome-mediated ubiquitin-dependent protein catabolic process
Cellular component (GO): proteasome core complex; nucleus; proteasome core complex, alpha-subunit complex
Source: RefSeq, a predicted model, not a curated record
UUUUGGGUACGAAACGGCGAGAGUAAAAGGCAUUGUUUGCUCCUUCAACUGCGACGACACGAUCUAAAUUUUGAAGCUCUACUGAAUCAUAUCGGCAAUGUUUCUCACAAGAACCGAGUAUGAUAGAGGUGUCAACACUUUUUCGCCCGAGGGCCGAUUGUUCCAAGUUGAAUAUGCUAUUGAAGCCAUCAAGCUCGGUUCAACGGCAAUCGGGAUAAUGACUAAGGAAGGGGUUGUUCUUGCUGUCGAGAAGCGCAUCACUUCUCCCCUCCUGGAACCUAGCAGUGUGGAGAAAAUUAUGGAGAUUGAUCAGCAUAUUGGGUGUGCAAUGAGUGGAUUAAUUGCUGAUGCACGGACGCUUGUAGAGCAUGCACGUGUGGAGACUCAGAAUCACAGGUUCUCCUAUGGUGAACCUAUGACUGUUGAGUCUACCACCCAAGCUCUCUGUGAUUUAGCUCUGCGAUUUGGUGAGGGUGAUGAAGAAUCUAUGUCAAGACCCUUCGGUGUAUCUCUUCUCAUUGCUGGUCAUGAUGAGAAUGGUCCCAGCUUAUACUAUACUGACCCAUCUGGUACAUUCUGGCAAUGCAAUGCAAAAGCUAUAGGCUCGGGAUCUGAAGGUGCUGACAGCUCUUUGCAAGAGCAGUACAACAAGGACCUUACUUUGAAGGAAGCCGAAACGAUAGCACUAUCCAUCCUCAAGCAAGUUAUGGAAGAAAAGGUGACUCCCAACAACGUUGAUAUUGCAAAGGUUGCUCCAGAUUAUCACCUGUACACUCCAAGCGAGGUGGAGGCUGUCCUUAGCCGCCUAUAAGACGAGCUCCCAGUUAAUUUUCCUUUCAUCCAUUCUCCUGUUACUGGCAUUGAACCGUGGCAUUGGCAUUUAUUCUGUAGUUCCAAGAUUCUUGCCUUGUUACUUUAGUUUAUGACUUUGGGUUUAUGGGGUUUGAACACAAAUGCAUCUCUGCUUUAAGAGAGUGUUAUGUUUUAUUGCCAAUUACACAAAAGAAUGAUUUCUUUCCAUGAGAAGUUUGAUGGUUUUAACA